Molecule: messenger RNA, 1416 nt
Organism: Verticillium alfalfae VaMs.102
Lineage: Eukaryota; Fungi; Ascomycota; Sordariomycetes; Glomerellales; Plectosphaerellaceae
Exons: 3
Coding region: 1-1416 (471 amino acids)
Source: RefSeq, a predicted model, not a curated record
AUGGAUCCCAACCCAAAGCCAGACCCCCAAGAUCAUGGCAAACCUGCUGGUGAGGGUGGAGGCAACUCGAAAAGCUCAGACGAUGCACCAAUCAUCGACGAAGAUGCAACCUUUAGGAACGCUGCGUAUUUUGGCAACGAAGAAGGAAGCAAGGACAAGGAUGGUGGUAGUCAGAAGAACUUGUUCCGAUACACGCGACUCGUUGUUCAUAUUGUUGCCUACUUCCGACAUGCCUCCGUUUUGCCUCCGAUCUCUCCAUCCCUCAGGCCAAUCGACAUUACGGUGGUCAUUGCCACACGCGGUGAUGAGAUAGCCAACCUGGUCAGCGGGCUUGAAUCUCACGUCAAUGCUGGGUGCAGGCACAUAUCGAUCUGCGUGCCCUCCACCAGGCUUGGUCGCGUGCAAGCCGAGGCAGAUUUGUUUAUAUCAAAGCAAAAAGAUCUGAAAGUGUACGUCUCUCAUGUUGCCCAAGCCGGCAAGCGGGAGCAGCUCAAAUGGGCUAUAGACAGCAUUCCAGACUCCAGAAGGAAAGCUCACAAGGUCAUCGUCUUCGCGGAUGAUGACAUUACCUUCCCUCACAGCACCUACGGGUGGGUUCUAGCCCCUUUCGAGAACCCCCAAGUUGGAGGUGUUGGCACUUGCCAGAGAGCUAGCCGCAUCAAGGCCGGCACGAUCAUACAAAGGAUCAUAAAUUGGAUCUUUGCUGACUACAUCGAACGACGCGGCGUCGAAAACAUGGCCACUGUGGCGAUCGAAAAGUCGAUAUCUUGCCUCUCUGGCCGAUUGGCAGCGUUCCGGGCAGUGAUCGUGCAAGAUCGCCAGUUCCUCGACGGCUUAGUGUCAGAAACCUGGAAUGGCUUGAAGCUGAGGGCGGAUGACGAUAACUUUUGGACUCGAUGGCUUCUUGAGGGAGGCUGGGAAAUUGCAGUUCAAAAUGACGAGAGGUGUCGGGUCGAAACCACCUUUGGAACGACCGCAUCUGAGCUCCGAAGAUUUGUGAGGUGGCAAAGAAGUAAUCCAAGGAGCAAUGCAAAAUCGUUAAGGCGCAUCUCAAAUUGGAAGUAUCACCUAGCAAGAGCGUGGGACCUGCUGACGACGAGAAAUAGGAAAUUUCCUUGGGCAAUUUACGCGCUUUACCUAUCCGGUUUUGUGAACUACGGUCUGCCGAUGGACAUUGCGUUGUGGUCACUGUGUUGGAAGGCCACUGCCGACAGCCCAUCUCAGGACACUCUCAGGCUAGGCUUCGUUUCUUGGUGGCUCUUCAUCAAAACCGUCAAGAGAAUCCGCCUGUUUCGGAGAGAUGUGAGAGAUGUCCUGUUCCUGCCUGUUUGCAUCCUCUGGGGCUAUUGCCAUGACUUCAUCAAGCUAUAUGCGUUGAUGACUCGCUAUGAGUAUGGCUGGCAGAGAGUCUUCUAG